Molecule: messenger RNA, 2181 nt
Organism: Trifolium pratense (red clover)
Lineage: Eukaryota; Viridiplantae; Streptophyta; Magnoliopsida; Fabales; Fabaceae
Exons: 1
Source: RefSeq, a predicted model, not a curated record
UUUUUCUUUUUUGCCUCCGCAAACUCUUCCUCAACUCAUCCAAUGACGGCAACAACAAAUGCAGAAGAACAAGAAGCAGCACGUCUCAAAACAAUAGCAGAAACAAAAUACAAAACAACCAAAAACACAAAAUCAGCACUCAAAUACGCCAAACGAGCAUAACGUUCAGCACCACACUUACAAGGAAUCUCAGACUUAGUCACUUCUCUCAACAUCCUAUCCUCCCCUGAUUUCUACGCCGUUCUCGACGUCGAACCCACCGCCACAAUCACCACCAUUCAUAAACACUACAAAAAACUAUCUUCACUUCUUCACCCUAACAAUAAUCACCACCACGUUGAAUCUUCUCAAGAAGCCCUCAAACUUGUUACUGACGCUUUCGGCAUUUUAUCUGAUAGAAAGCUUAGAGAAGAUUACGACGGGAAGCUUGAUCUCGAGAUGAGAGAAAAGGUAAGGACUUUUUGGACUGCUUGUGAUACUUGUAGGGUUUUGCAUCAGUUUGAGAGAAAGUAUUUGGGUCAUAAACUUGUUUGUCCUGGUUGUGAUAAGAGUUUUAAGGCUGUUGAAGCUGUUCAGAGUGAUGGGUCUCAGUCUCAGGAAGAUGAAGAAGAAGAAGAUAAGACUUUGGGUGAUUUUAUGUUGAAGAGGAAGAACAUUAAGAAGAAGAAGAAUGGGAAAGUGGGUUUUGAAAAAGAUGAGAUUUUUAAGGGUAAUGAUGAAGUGGGUGAUGAAGAAGAUGAGACUUUUAGGGGUAAUGAUGAAGUGGGUGAUGCAAAAGGUGAGAGCUUUAAGGGUAAUGGUGAUGUGGGUGUUGAGAAAAGUGAGAGCUUUAAGGAUAAUGAUGAAGUGGGUAUUGUUGGGAGACUGAGGAAGAGAACGCGUUCGAUUGGUGAGGUUUUGGAAUGUUCUGAAUCCAAGAGGGUUGUUGGGAGUGAAGAGGAAACAAUGACAUUGGCUGAAUUUCAAUCUAAAGUGAAGACUAAGAGAAAGGACGAGAAAGGGAAGAUGAAGGGAUUGGAGAUUAAGAAGGGUUUUGCGGUCGAGGAGAAGAAGAAUGAGGGUUCUGUGAAGAGAAAUGGGUUGAGUCUUGAGAGGCAUAGGGAUACUAGUGGCGAGGAAUUAGAUGUUAUGGCGGUUGCGGAUUCGGAUUUUUAUGAUUUUGAUAAAGAUAGAGUGGAAAGGAGUUUUAAGAAAGGUCAAGUUUGGGCUGUGUAUGAUGACGAUGAUGGAAUGCCGAGGAGUUAUGCUUUGAUUGAUGAAACUGUUUCAGUGAAUCCUUUUAAAGUGAUGAUUAGUUGGUUGGAUUUACAGAACAAUGGGGAUGGGAAGAUUGUUAGUAGGGGGAAAUUAGGGUUUCAUAUACCUUGUGGGAGAUUUAAAGUUGCUAAGAAGGUUUCCAUAAGUUCUGUAAAUGUGUUCUCUCAUGUUGUGGAUUGCGAUCGGGCAGCGCGUCAGGUUUACAAAAUUUAUCCUAAGAAGGGAUCAGUUUGGGCGCUUUAUAGUGAGGCGAGUCUUGAUGCCGGCGAUUGCAAUAUGUGCUAUGAUAUUGUUGUGUUUUUGACAAGUUACAGUGAGAUGAAUGGUAUGAGCAUGGCAUUUCUCGAGAAGGUUGAUGGUUACAAGACAGUGUUUAAGAGACAAGAGAGUGGGAGUCAUGCUGUUAGAUUUCUUCGGAAGGAUGAAUUUGGGCUAAUUUCUCAUCAGAUUCCUGCGAGAAAAUGUCCUUGUGAUGAGGCUCCUGAAUUGUUGAAAGACUGUUGGGAGCUUGAUCCGGCUUCACUUCCUUCAAAUUUACUUACUAUUGGUGGCAUAGGUAAUUGAGGUUAGCAAAUCCUUUUGGUUGCUUACUGUUAGGUUGCUUAAAUUAAUGAUUUAGAGAAAGAAAAAAAAUUACAAUGAGGAGUAUGAUUUGAGGAAUCGAAACUGUUUUGGCAUGUGACUUUGUUAAAUUUGCAGAUCAAGGAAAUGUAAAUGAGUUACUAUUAAUGUUAUGCUCAAUUAACUAGGUAUUUUCAUUCAGUCUCUGCAUAAUAGGGGACAGUGAUUGAAACAAGUAUAAAGUAUAUUAAUACCUGUUUUGGAAGUUCUCUGUGUUGACAAUAUGACAGACUAAUCUCAUUUUGUUCUAAAAAAACAUGCUCACUAACAUGAUUCUGUGAAUUUCUUUCCUGUAAUGUUCUA